AUGUUCGAGCAGCCCCGGAACGGCACCCUGUUCCUGGGCGGCCAGAAGAUCUCUGGCUCCGACAUCCGCGAUCAGAACGUACUGGCUACUCAGGCUAUUGCAAAUGUCGUCAAGAGCUCCUUCGGCCCCAGCGGCCUCGACAAGAUGAUGGUGGACGAUAUUGGUGACGUGACGGUUACCAAUGACGGCGCAACCAUCCUCAGCCUCCUCGACGUCGAAGACCCGGCCGGCAAGAUCCUCGUUGAUCUGGCGCAGCAGCAGGACAAGGAGGUCGGCGACGGCACCACCUCCGUCGUCUUGAUCGCCGCCGAGCUCCUGCGAAGGGGCAACGAACUCAUGAAGAACCGCAUCCACCCCACCACUAUCAUCACAGGCUACCGCCUCGCCCUUCGAGAGGCUGUCAAGUACCUCAACGAAAACGUCAGCAUCAGGGUGGAAAACCUAGGACGCGAGUCGCUCCUCAACAUCGCCAAGACGUCCAUGUCCAGCAAGAUUAUCGGUGCCGACUCCGACUUCUUCGCCGAUAUGGUCGUCGAUGCCAUGCAGGCCGUCAAGACAACAAACAUUCGCAACGAGACAAAGUACCCCGUCAAGGCUGUCAACAUCCUCAAGGCCCACGGCAAGGGCAUCCGCGAGUCGAUGCUAGUCAAGGGCUAUGCUCUCAACUGCACAGUUGCCUCGCAGGCCAUGCCUACGCGCAUUCAGGACGCCAAGAUUGCCAUAUUGGACAUGAACCUGCAAAAGGAGAGGAUGAAGAUGGGCGUCCAGAUCACCGUCGACGACCCCCAGCAAUUAGAACAGAUUCGUGCCAGAGAGUCAGGCAUGGUCCUCGACCGAGUCGAGAUGAUCCUCAAGGCUGGUGCCAAUGUCAUCCUGACAACCAAGGGCAUCGACGACCUGGUCCUCAAGACGUUUGUUGAGCGAGGGGCCAUGGGCGUCCGGAGGUGCAAAAAAGAAGACCUGCGACGCAUCGCCAGGGCCACCGGCGGUACCCUCCUUAGCACGCUCAGCGAUCUCAACGGCGACGAGCGCUUCGACCCGUCCUACUUGGGAUAUGCCGAGGAAGUCAGUCAGGAGCGCAUCUCUGACGACGAGUGUAUCCUUGUCAAGGGUACAAAAGCCCACUCCUCUGCCUCUUGCGUCCUGCGUGGACCCAACGACUACUCUCUGGACGAGAUGGAGCGCUCCAUCCACGACUCUCUGUGCGCCGUCAAAAGGACCCUGGAAAGCGGCAGCAUCGUGCCCGGCGGCGGUGCCGUCGAGACGGCUCUCCACAUCUACCUCGAGGAGUUUGCCGGCACCGUCGGGUCCCGGGAGCAGCUCGCCAUUGGCGAGUUCGCCCAAUCGCUCCUCGUCGUGCCCAAGACCCUGGCCGUCAACGCGGCCAAGGAUGCCGCCGAGCUCGUAGCGCAGCUCCGAUCGCGCCAUGCACUGUCGCAGCGCAUCCAGGAGGGCGACGGCAGCGAGGACGAAAAGACGAUUGCGCGGAAGAAGGGCUACAAGAACUACGGGCUCGACCUGGCGCGCGGCAAGGUCGUCGACGAGCUCAAACUGGGUGUCCUGGAGCCCAGCAUGAGCAAGGUGCGGCAGCUCAAGAGCGCCGUCGAGGCUUGCAUCAGCAUCAUGCGCAUUGAUACCCUCAUCAAGCUCGACCCGGAGAGGAGAGAGGAGGAUGACGGGCACGGCCAUUAA
Messenger RNA from Hirsutella rhossiliensis, 1692 nucleotides. Its product is annotated as TCP-1/cpn60 chaperonin family domain-containing protein. Gene Ontology annotation, cellular component: chaperonin-containing T-complex. Gene Ontology annotation, molecular function: ATP-dependent protein folding chaperone; ATP binding; ATP hydrolysis activity. The transcript is spliced from 3 exons. NCBI's taxonomy places the organism in Eukaryota, Fungi, Ascomycota, Sordariomycetes, Hypocreales, Ophiocordycipitaceae. Bases 1 to 1692 code for a protein of 563 amino acids. The record is from RefSeq and is a predicted model, not a curated record. Gene Ontology annotation, biological process: protein folding.